Pogoniulus pusillus (Red-fronted tinkerbird) is the source of this 2438-nucleotide messenger RNA. RefSeq names its product ankyrin repeat and kinase domain containing 1 (gene ANKK1). NCBI's taxonomy places the organism in Eukaryota, Metazoa, Chordata, Aves, Piciformes, Lybiidae. Gene Ontology annotation, cellular component: cytoplasm. The record is from RefSeq and is a predicted model, not a curated record. The transcript has 8 exons. Gene Ontology annotation, biological process: regulation of cell cycle process; protein phosphorylation. Gene Ontology annotation, molecular function: ATP binding; protein binding; protein kinase activity. Bases 1 to 2355 code for a protein of 784 amino acids.
AUGACUUCAGAGAGAGAGCAGCAGCUGGGCAGCUUAACUGUCUUCCACAAGGAGGACUUUGAGGAGGACUGGGUGAAGGUGGCCAGUGGGGGCUUCGGGCAGGUGUACCAGGUGAAGCACAAGAGGUGGAGGACAGUCUAUGCCGUGAAAUGCUCCCCGUACCUGCUGCAGGACUCCAGCCUGGAGAGGAGCAGCAUGAACUGCCUGAUGGAAGAGGCAACCAAGAUGGAAAAAAUCAAGUUCCAGCACAUUGUCACUAUCUAUGGGAUCUGCAACAGCCCCCUGGGGAUAGUGAUGGAAUACAUGGCCAGAGGGUCCUUGGAGAAGAUCCUGCCCACCCACAAGAUGUCCUGGCAGCUCAAGUUCAGAGUGAUCCACGAGAUGAGCCUGGCCAUGAACUUUCUGCACAGCAUGAGUCCUCCUCUGCUCCACCUGGAUCUGAAGCCAGGGAACAUCCUCCUGGAUGGCAACAUGCACGUCAAGAUCUCAGACUUUGGGCUGUCCAAGUGGAUGGAGCAGUCCAGCAGGAUGCAGUACAUCGAGAGCUCAGCUUUGAGAGGCACCUUGAGCUACAUCCCCCCCGAGAUGUUCCUGCAGAACAGCAAGCCCCCAGGCAUCAAAUACGACGUGUACAGCUUUGGGAUUGUCAUCUGGGAGGUCCUUAUGCAGAAGAAGCCUUAUGCAGGAGCCAACAUGAUGGCCAUCAUCGUGAAGGUUGCAGCAGGGAAGAGGCCCUGCCUGGAGCCCAUCAGUGAGGAGUGGCCAGGGGAGUGCCAGCAGAUGGUUGACCUGAUGAAGAGGUGCUGGGACCAGGACCCCAAGCAGCGUCCAAGCUUUACAGAUAUCCAUGUGGAGACAGACAUGCUGCUGGCACUGAUCCAGAGCCUCGUGGUGGAUCCAGAGAAUGAGCGCCUGGUCAGGAAGAUGUCUCACAAACCUGCCCUCUCAGGCAGCCAGCAGCACGACAGAGAGGAGCUGCCCUUGCCAGGAGAUGCCAGGAGUGGUGCUGCCCACCAGCAGGUUCCCGUGCCAGCCUUGCCCAGCGAGCCGGCAAGCCCCGAGGAGCUGCUGCCCGAGGCCACCUGCGGGGGAGCCGAGCAGGGCUUGAGCUUGCUGCACCUGCAGGUGCUGCAGGGCAGCGUGGAGAAGGUGAAGCUCCUGCUGGGCUGCCGAGCGGGCGUCAACAGCCGAGCGCUGAGCGGCUGCACCCCGCUGCUGCUGGCCGUCCAGCGGCGCUGCCCGGAGCUCUGCUCGCUGCUGCUGGAGCACGGCGCCGCCGCCAACGCUGCCGACGGGGAGGGCUGGACCCCGCUGCACUUCGCGGCGCAGAACGGCGACGACAGGAUCGUUCGGCUCCUGCUGGACCACCAGGCGGAGGUGAACGCUCAGGAACACGACGGCUGGACCCCUCUGCACCUGGCCUCGCAGAACAACCUGGAGAACGUGGCCCGGGUGCUGCUGUCUCGCCAGGCGGACGCCAACGUCCAGGAGGCGGAGGGCAAAACCGCCCUGCACCUGGCGGCUUGCUUCGGCCACGUCAGCCUGGUGAAGCUGCUCGCCAGCCAAGGGGCAGACCUGGAGAGGCAGCAGAAGAACCACAGGACCCCCCUGCACGUGGCGGUGGAGAGGGGCAAGUUCAGGGUGGUGCACUACCUGCUGCAGAGGGGGACCUGCGUCAACAGCCUGGACCAGAAGCGCUGCAGCCCCCUGCACCUGGCGGCCGUGCGGGGCAGGUACCUCAUCUGCGAGAAGCUCAUCAAGCACGGGGCCAACGUGGAGCUGAGGACGGACAAGGGCUGGACCGCCCUGCACCUGGCCUCCUUCAAGGGCCACAUCGAGAUCAUCCACCUGCUGAAGGACAGCCAGGCCAGGCUGAACGCCAGGGGGGGCAUGGAUUGGACUCCCUUGCACCUGGCCGCCCGCUACAGCGAGGAGCCUGUGGUCUGCGAGCUGCUGAGGUGUGGGGCAGACCCCAACAUCACCGAGAGGGCAGAGUGGGCCCCGUUGCACUUUGCAGUCCAGAGAGGCUCCUUCCUGACUGUCAUCAACCUGCUGGAGUGCAAGGCGGACGUCAACGCCAAGAACAAAGUGGGCUGGACGCCCUUGCACCUGGCUGUCCUCAAGGGCAACAUGGCCAUCGUCAAGACCCUGCUGAAGGCUGGUGCCCAGCUCGACGUGGAGGACAUCACUGGCUCCACAGCCCUGCAGCUGGCAGUCAGGCAUCAGAGGGAGAACAUCAUCACGCUGCUGCUGCAGGGCAAGGACGCGCUGGGCAGUAAGGCAGGCAGCAGGGCGGAGGUGAAGGAGGCUCAGCUGCCCAGACCCAGGCUGGUUUCAGGCAGGACAGAUCUGUAGGCUCAGUUGAGGUUGGCUCUGAGAGAUGCAUGGACUCAUGGAAGGGGUUGGGUUGGAAGGGGGCUUGAUGAUCAGCCAGUCCC